Messenger RNA from Daldinia loculata, 3198 nucleotides. Its product is annotated as glycoside hydrolase family 47 protein. Gene Ontology annotation, biological process: carbohydrate metabolic process; endoplasmic reticulum mannose trimming; mannose trimming involved in glycoprotein ERAD pathway. Bases 1 to 3198 code for a protein of 1065 amino acids. The transcript has 2 exons. Gene Ontology annotation, cellular component: membrane; endoplasmic reticulum. Lineage: Eukaryota; Fungi; Ascomycota; Sordariomycetes; Xylariales; Hypoxylaceae. The record is from RefSeq and is a predicted model, not a curated record. Gene Ontology annotation, molecular function: mannosyl-oligosaccharide 1,2-alpha-mannosidase activity; calcium ion binding.
AUGGGCAGUUGGAUGUUGGCCAUCUCGCACAGCUCAACGAAUCAUGGUCUCCCUCGCCCACACUCCAGGUUAAUCCUGCUAUUCGUGUUGUUGCUUUCAUGGCUGGGUUUGGUAGAGUCGAUGCGCCCCGGUCGCAUCGCCGAGUUGAGGCGCGACACGGUCGAUAUGUUCUAUCACGGAUUCGAUAAUUAUAUGAACAUUGCGUUUCCCGAAGACGAGUUACGGCCCGUGUCUUGUACUCCCUUAACUCGAGAUCCCCUCAAUCCUAGGAACAUCGCGCUUAAUGAUGUCCUCGGCAACUACUCCCUGACCCUGAUCGACAGCCUUUCCUCCCUCGCAAUCCUUGCCUCUGCGCCGCCCGAAGAUGGAGAUACAGGUCCUAAAGCCCUACGCGAUUUUCAAGAUGGCGUUGCUGCGUUAGUUGCGCAGUACGGUGAUGGGCGGCCCGGUCCGUCCGGCCAGGGCGCCCGCGCUCGUGGUUUUGAUGUCGAUAGCAAGGUCCAAGUCUUCGAGACUGUGAUAAGGGGUGUUGGUGGACUGCUUAGUGCCCACCUCUUUGCUGUUGGUGACUUGCCUAUUUCUGGGUAUGAGCCACGGAGACCAACCGAUGAUGAUGACGACCUGGAGAAACAUCCUAUCCCCUGGCCUAACGGGUUCAAAUAUGACGGACAGCUGGUACGACUUUCCCUCGACCUCGCUCAGCGCUUGCUUCCGGCUUUCUAUACUCAGACCGGGUUACCCUAUCCACGUGUUAAUCUCCGCCAUGGGAUACCGUUCUAUGUGAAUUCGCCGCUGCAUAACAACGCUAAUGUGGACCCUAAACCACCUGAAGACUCACCAGAAAUCACCGAAACCUGUAGUGCUGGGGCAGGCAGUUUGGUGCUUGAGUUUACCGUGUUGAGCCGCCUCACUGGAGACCCAAGGUUCGAGCAAGCAGCUAAGAGGGCGUUCUGGGCCGUCUGGUCAAGAAGAAGCAAUAUUGGGCUGAUUGGAGCUGGUGUAGAUGCCGAAGAAGGACAUUGGAUUGGGGGUUUCUCUGGGAUUGGUGCGGGCAUUGAUAGCUUCUUCGAAUAUGCUCUCAAGACACAUAUCCUGCUGUCAGGCCAUGAGCUCCCUAAUCGGACAAUACCGCAGGUUCCUGAUGGGGACUGGCUCGACCCUAAUCAAAUCUACAACCCCCUUUCAGAUGAGGAUAACUCCCCUGAUUCUUUCUUAUCAGCGUGGCACCAUGCACAUGCUGCUAUUAAACGGCAUCUUUAUUCAGGGUUGCAUCAUCCGCACUACGUAAAUGCGCACAUGUCGACUGGCUCGCCACAAGCAUAUUGGAUAGAUAGUCUAGGUGCAUAUUACUCCGGCCUAUUAGCGCUCGCCGGGGAGCUCGACGAAGCCAUCGAGACGCAUCUCGUAUACUCAGCUCUAUGGACUCGAUAUUCUGCCCUUCCGGAGCGAUGGUCCGUCCGUGAUGGCAAUGUCGAGGGCGGUCUCGGAUGGUGGCCCGGCCGACCAGAAUUCAUCGAAUCCACCUACCACCUAUAUCGUGCUACUCAAGACCCCUGGUACCUUUACGUGGGCGAAAUGGUCUUAAAAGAUAUCAACAGGCGAUGUUGGACGAAAUGUGGGUGGUCUGGCUUGCAGGAUGUGCGCACUGGGGAGAAGAGCGAUCGAAUGGAGAGUUUCUUUCUUGGGGAAACUGCCAAGUACCUAUAUCUACUCUUUGACCCAGAUCAUCCCCUAAACAAGCUUGAUGCUUCGUAUGUGUUUACUACAGAGGGGCAUCCCUUGAUUAUCCCCCGAAAGAGGAAAACCAAUCGCCAAGUCCACAAGUCAUCAGAAAGGGCUAUUCAGAGCUACUACGAUGCCCAUUUUACCAAUACGUGUCCUCGCCCGCCCGUUCUCCCCCCAUUAUCCGGCUCUGCUACUGCCGCGAGGCCAGACCUUUACAAUGCUGCGACCCUAAUUCGACUUCAUCAAGUGCCUAACAUUCACGGUGGGUCGAAAGACCCAGUCGCCAAAUUGGGCGGUUCUGAAGCACAGACAAGGCUUUCAGAGAAGCCAAUAGAAAACUACACCUACUUCCCUUGGACAUUGCCGAGUUACAUGCUUCCAACCGACGGAAUCUGCGCCGUGUCAAAGCAAUCUCAGACGACAGUAAUCGAAUUCGCUUCCAAUGGCCAACAAACUAUGGGCAGCGCUUUCAAUAUCAUGUUCGGCGGGCAUAACCUCGUCCGCAUGGGGAGCGAUGGUAUUGCGAUCAAUAGUCUCACUGGACUAAAGAUAGCUUUGCUCGUAGAAGAUCCCCCAGAGACGUCUGAGCGAGCCUGGAGGAUCUACAGCAUUGGAAACUUAGCAUUGGGACGAGAUGAAAAGGUUCUAAUUUCUCGCGAUGUCCUUGAACAUAUGUCGGAUCCUCUAUUCCACCGUGUUCGCGACUCCGUCCUCGUUGACGUUAUUUUGCAGCUUGAACCUCCACAACCUCCAGGAAUUCAUAAUGCAACAUCUGCAGAUGGGGAAGCCACCCUCGAGACUGAACCUGCUAUCGAGCUCGAUGGUGAGACUACCGUCGACAGUCCCAAUUUGUUCAGCUCUUUUCUGCAACAGAUUACGUCUGCUCUGCGGGAACCCGUCGCUACUUUCAGGCCUGAACCAGUACAGAAGCCAGAUUACAAGUAUGUCGAGCUACCCGGGAUUACACCAGUAGGGGUGGGUGCUGCUCCCCUACCCGACAUUCGCGAAGCUCCCAACCCGAAUACGAUUCCGUACAUCGAGUCCCUAUCCUGGCAACGCAUCUUCUUCGCCGACCAGGCCUGCGGUGGUAAGCUCCCCGACGAAGCGCCGAGAGCACACCAAGUAAUUGUGAUGCGACGGGGCGGAUGCUCGUUCUCGGAAAAGCUGGCCAACAUACCGUCGUUUGCGCCGAACCGCAGCGCGCUCCAGCUCGUGGUCAUCGUGUCGGACGAUAAAGAUGCGCUGGACGAAAACAAGGACGACCCGUGGGGCUUCAACUUCAUCCGACCGCUGCUCGACGAGCCGCAGCGCACGCCCUCGGGAUUCCCCCGACACCAUCCCAUCGCCAUGCUGAUGACGGGAGGUGGGCAGGAGGCGUACGAGUUGUUACAAAAGACUAGGAGUUUAGGUCUGCGGAGGAGAUACCACGUUGAGAGCCAGGGGCUCAAGAUUAGCAAUAUCGUUGUGGUUUGA